UAAAAAAACGAUACUAACAACACAAUCCGAGCAAACACAACACUGGCGAACCAACUUGAGCCCAACGAGGAAACCGGCAAAGGCCAAUAUUUCUACAAUGCCGAAGAAAUAACAAGAAUCAUGAACGAGCCAGAAUAUUAUCCCCCGGGUUACAACUUGUCUACCACCGCGAUUUCAGCUAUGGUAUCUGUGCUGACUGAUGUUGUCUCCGGCGAGGCCGAACCCUUAGCUAUGGCCAUGUGGACAACGGGUCACACAAUAGCAAGAGAAGAGUUUGCUUUGCCUCCUCAACCAUUGGUUACCGAAGAAUGUGAAAGCUCAACGUCUAUGGAGAAGCCAAAGAGAUAUAGAGGAGUGAGGCAACGACCAUGGGGAAAAUGGGCGGCAGAGAUUAAAGACCCACACAAGGCGAUGCGUGUUUGGCUUGGCACCUUUGACACAGCCGAGGACGCUGCAAGAGCAUACGAUGCCGCGGCACUCCGCUUUAGAGGCAGCAAAGCGAAGCUUAAUUUCCCCGAAAAUGUAGGAACUCAGACGAUUCAACCAGAUUCUCACUUCUUGGAGAACUCAAUGCAACCUCCUCUAACAUACUUGGAACAAUGUCCAAGUUUAUCAUCAUCCUAUGGAUAUACGGAGCAGCAACCAUCAUUAAUAGGCAUGUUGCAGCCAAGAGAGGAGGAAAACCACUUUUUCACACAACCAUGGACCGAGUAUGACCAAUACAACUACCCUUCGUAUGGUUAAUUCAUAUCAAGGCUUUGUAUCUCUUUGUAUUCAAUUUGCGAGUUCAUCACUUCUAAUACAACUUCAAUCCGAUUGUUGCCUUCUUGUCUUCGAAUGUUGUGAAUAUACAAUUUGUGAUCAAAGUCUUGUAAUUAGCGUAUGAUUGUACAUUACAGAAUAAGAAAAAAGGAUCCAGGUGUUACCUAAAGUCAUUAUUUUA
This is a messenger RNA of Camelina sativa (false flax), 943 nucleotides long. Its product is annotated as ethylene-responsive transcription factor RAP2-6-like. Gene Ontology annotation, molecular function: DNA-binding transcription factor activity; DNA binding. The record is from RefSeq and is a predicted model, not a curated record. Gene Ontology annotation, biological process: ethylene-activated signaling pathway; regulation of DNA-templated transcription. Lineage: Eukaryota; Viridiplantae; Streptophyta; Magnoliopsida; Brassicales; Brassicaceae.